UUGCUUCGUAACUCCUUCGCCCUUCUCUUCCCCAAAUCCCCAUCUCUCUCUCUCUCUCUCUCCCCCCUCUCCGAUAGCCUAACCCUAACCCUAACCCUAGGUUUCUGCUCGGAGGCGGCAACAAUGGUGCUCGCCCAGCUCGGCGGGAGCAUCUCCCGCGCGCUGCAGCAGAUGAGCAACGCGACGAUCAUCGACGAGAAGGUGCUCAGCGAGUGCCUCAACGAGAUCUCCCGCGCGCUCCUCCAAGCCGACGUCCAGUUCAAGCUCGUCCGCGACAUGCAGGCCAACAUCAAGCGCAUCGUCAACCUCGACGACCUCGCCGCGGGCCACAACAAGCGCCGCAUCAUCCAACAGGCCAUCUUCAACGAACUCUGCAAGAUGCUGGAUCCCGGGAAACCCUCAUUCACUCCAAAGAAAGGAAAGACAAGUGUAAUCAUGUUUGUCGGUUUACAAGGUUCUGGAAAAACCACUACUUGUACCAAAUAUGCCUAUUAUCAUCAGAAAAAGGGGUGGAAACCUGCACUUGUUUGUGCUGAUACAUUCAGAGCUGGCGCUUUUGAUCAAUUAAAGCAAAAUGCAACCAAAGCUAAAAUUCCCUUUUAUGGAAGCUAUACCGAAUCGGAUCCAGUGAAAAUUGCUGUUGAGGGUGUGGAAACAUUCAAGAAAGAAAACUGUGAUCUAAUUAUUGUGGACACGAGUGGACGGCACAAACAGGAAGCUGCACUCUUUGAAGAAAUGCGUCAAGUUUCAGAAGCAACGAAACCCGAUCUCGUGAUUUUUGUGAUGGAUAGCAGUAUUGGUCAGGCUGCAUUUGAUCAGGCCCAAGCAUUCAAACAAAGUGUUGCAGUUGGAGCUGUUAUUGUCACCAAAAUGGAUGGUCACGCCAAGGGAGGUGGUGCUCUUAGUGCGGUUGCAGCCACAAAAAGUCCUGUGAUAUUUAUUGGAACUGGAGAGCACAUUGACGAGUUUGAAGUUUUUGACGUUAAACCAUUCGUUAGCCGCCUUUUAGGCAUGGGCGACUGGUCUGGAUUUAUGGACAAAAUUCACGAGGUUGUACCUACCGAUCAACAACCAGAGUUGCUUCAGAAGCUCUCUGAAGGAAGCUUUACUCUAAGGUUGAUGUACGAGCAAUUUCAGAACAUUUUGAAAAUGGGCCCAAUAGGCCAGGUCUUCUCUAUGUUACCUGGGUUCAGUGCAGAGUUGAUGCCAAAGGGCCAUGAAAAGGAAAGUCAAGCCAAGAUCAAGCGGUACAUGACAAUGAUGGAUUCCAUGACAAAUGCAGAGCUGGAUAGCACAAACCCUAAGCUAAUGAAUGAGUCACGAAUAAUGCGUAUAGCGAGAGGAUCGGGCCGGCCUGUAAAGGAUGUCAUGGACAUGCUCGAAGAGUAUAAGCGGCUAGCCAAGAUAUGGAGCAAGAUGAAGGGGCUCAAGAUCCCAAAGAAGGGCGAAAUGAGCGCAUUAUCCCGUAAUGUAAACGCCCAACAGAUGAGCAAGUUCCUUCCACCGCAAAUGCUGAAGCAGAUUGGCGGAAUGGGCGGCCUACAGAGCUUGAUGAAGCAGAUGGGGUCAAAGGAUAUGGCCGGAAUGUUCGGAGGUGGUGGUGGCGGCGACCGAUAAGUCACGAUUUGGUAGCAUGCGGGUAUGAUGGGCAUGCGAAGUAGCGAAUUGCCAUAGAUAGCACUCCGAUAAUUUUUGGGUACAUUGUUAUUAACACUUCUAUGGUAAAUUUGGGGGAUAUUUAUUUUACAUUAACUUGGUUGGGUUCAAUGGAUGGAUUGUUUAGGCGUUUGGAUUAAUGUUGCUUGCUGAUGUUCUUUUGAGCUGGCCCUCUCUCUCUCAACUAAAUGUAAGAUUUGAAGCUUGUAAGUAGAGUAUUUGUAGUGCAUAGUAUUCUCGAAUGAUUGUAUAGCAUAGCUGUAGGUAUCUUCAAAUAUAAUUGUCUGAUGUAGAGCUGCAUUGGGUCCAAAAAGAUUGAAAUUCUGUUC
Ananas comosus (pineapple) is the source of this 1985-nucleotide messenger RNA. Its product is annotated as signal recognition particle 54 kDa protein 2. Bases 124 to 1617 code for a protein of 497 amino acids. Gene Ontology annotation, cellular component: signal recognition particle, endoplasmic reticulum targeting; cytosol. Gene Ontology annotation, molecular function: ATP hydrolysis activity; endoplasmic reticulum signal sequence receptor activity; GTP binding. Gene Ontology annotation, biological process: SRP-dependent cotranslational protein targeting to membrane, translocation; SRP-dependent cotranslational protein targeting to membrane. The record is from RefSeq and is a predicted model, not a curated record. The transcript has 9 exons. Lineage: Eukaryota; Viridiplantae; Streptophyta; Magnoliopsida; Poales; Bromeliaceae.